UUUCAGUGUUGUCACGGAGUUUCGCGCGGCCAGCCAAAUUCGUGAAUUGAAACACGAAACGAAACCGUCGCCGUGGUUGGUCCCUGAAUACGGCCCUGCGAACGGUACAAACCAGAGUCGAGACCCUCUAUGCUCUCCACACUGUCGUUUCAAUUGAAAAAUCAGUCUAUCAGUUCGCGGGUGACAGUGCUUCGUAUCACAGAGCCUCUGAUAUACUCUUAUUUUUAUUUUAACACGCGUUUUAGUGUUUAUUCCGAUUAAUCCCGACUUUGAAUUACUGGAUACCUAAUAAAGAAAAAGCAAAAACCGAAAACGAAAGCUCACUUACUUAUAAUAAUAAAGCUCAAACCGUUUGGAAUCGAAAACUACCUGUUGAACGAAAAUGAAGAUAUUCCAAAAGAAAAAAUCCUUCCUUAAGGAUAAUUUAUUAACGAUCCUCACGGUAGUUGGUGUUUUUGGAGGAGUAAUUCUCGGGAUUUCCUUAAGAAGCUCAACCGACCCUUGGUCAAAACGUCAUAUAAUGUACCUAGAGUUUCCAGGAAAAAUUUUCUUGCGAAUGUUAAAAAUGUUAAUUGUCCCGUUGUUAGUAUCUUCGGUGGUUAGCGCUGUGGGUUCCUUGGAUUUAUCAUUAUCCAAGAAAAUUGCUUUCCGAUCAAUUGGUUAUUACGCUGUAACUACAGUCCUCGCUGUAACCCUUGGAAUUAUUUUGGUGGUUACCAUCCGACCUGGUGCUGGACUUUCUGAAAAGUUUGGGAAUGAAACGUCUCAAGUUCAAUCUGUGCGAAAUGUUUUAACUCAAGAUACAUUAAUGGAUUUAAUACGAAAUUUGUUUCCACCGAAUUUAAUUCAAGCCACAUUUGCUCAGUAUCAAACAGUUCUCGUUGCCCCACCAAAAGAUAAUUCAGAUCCAGAAAAAGAAAUUCCUUUAACCGAUUAUACAAUAACGAAUCGUUACGAAAACACCACGAAUGUUCUUGGUUUAGUGGUAUUCGCGAUAAUUCUUGGAGUCGCUUUGGGAAUGAUGAAGGAAAAGGGGAAAACACUUCUAAAUUUCUUCCAAAGUACUAGUGAAGCUAUGAUGGUGAUUACAAGAUGGGUUAUUUGGUUUUCGCCAGUCGGUGUUUUCUUUUUGGUGGCUGCUCAAGUACUCGAAACAAAAAGUUUUGCCGGUUUAGUAGAAAAACUAGGACUUUACUUCAUGACCGUUCUAAUCGGUUUAUUGGUCCACUGCUUCAUCACGUUAUCAAUCCUUUAUUUUUUGGUUACAAGAAAACUUCCUUUCAAAGUUCUUGGCGGGUUGAGUCAGGUUUUGGUUACCGCGUUUGGAACAGCAUCGAGUUCAGCAACAAUGCCAUUAACAAUCCAAACAUUGGACGAUAUGGGUAUUGAUCCUAGAGUAACGAGAUUUGUGAUUCCGGUUGGGUCAACUAUUAACAUGGAUGGAACGGCUUUAUACGAAGCUGUUGCAGCUAUAUUUAUCGCUCAAUUUAGAAAGGUUCCGUACUCAUUUGGGCAACUCAUAGCUGUGAGUAUAACUGCCACAUUUGCAAGUAUUGGAGCUGCUGGAAUCCCACAAGCUGGGUUAGUUACAAUGGUGAUGGUUUUAGAUACUGUUGGACUCCCAUCUAGCGAUAUUUCCUACAUCUUAGCUGUAGAUUGGCUUUUAGAUCGUUUCCGUACUACAAUAAACGUAAUUGGUGACAGUCUUGGAAGCUGUAUAGUGGAUUCUUUAAGCAAAAAUGAAUUGUCUAAAAUGGACGACAUAGAUCGAUUAAACGCAGAUCCUCACGAAUUGGUUGAAAUAGCAAAAGCAGACUCACACGUAUAGUUCUUUACAAAGAACCAAGUGUAUCAAAAAUAAAAUUGUAAUCUAGUCUGAAUUCGUGUGUAAUUCAAAAUGUUCAGACAGCCAAAUAUAAUGUGCCAGGGUAAUUAUCCACGUUAAAUGCAAUUUUAAAAGCAAUUUAAUAUCAACUUAAACGAGUGCGUUCAAUACUCAAGAUUGUAUUAUUCAAAGUUCCAGUGAAAAUAAUAAGAAAUUAAAAAAAAAUUAUAAUAAAACGUUGAUAGUAAUUUAUUAUACUCGUCGUUUAAUAUUUAAUCAAACUUCUUGUUUUCCAUGAAUGUGUAGAAAUUCCAAUUGUGAACUUAGUAGAAACGUUAGUUGUCGCCUCAAUGUAAAUAAAUCCAUCGUAUCGACUCAAAUAUUCGUAAUGUUAAAUAAUAAAUGUAUGUUAUUAUUUUAAAGAUUAACUUGAUUUAGUUAAUAACGCUAUAACUUGAUGAAAUCGCGAUAAAGAAGAUUUUUGGGACCAAUUACUUUUUUUAAUAAGUUAUAAAUUAAAAUAUUUUUAAUUAAUUAAUUAAUUAAGAAAGUAUUUUAUAAGAAAAUUACUGCCGUUAAUGUUUAAUUAUAAUUGAUUUUAUUACUAUUAUCUAGUACAACGUUUGAAAUCGGACACGAAAAUUAAUAAUUAAUUAUUAACAUUAUAAAAAAAUUUGUUAUAAAUUUACUAAUAUAUUUUUUUGUAAAGCGUGGGACAUAUAACUGGUUAAUAAAUAAGCAUGAAAUUUU
Messenger RNA from Onthophagus taurus, 2575 nucleotides. Its product is annotated as excitatory amino acid transporter 3. The record is from RefSeq and is a predicted model, not a curated record. Gene Ontology annotation, biological process: L-glutamate transmembrane transport. NCBI's taxonomy places the organism in Eukaryota, Metazoa, Arthropoda, Insecta, Coleoptera, Scarabaeidae. Gene Ontology annotation, cellular component: plasma membrane. Gene Ontology annotation, molecular function: neutral L-amino acid transmembrane transporter activity; glutamate:sodium symporter activity; L-glutamate transmembrane transporter activity.